AUGGGAGAACUGAACAAGGGGAAUACAGCAGCUUGCUCAAACAAAAAGCAAGCUUCAAUUUUAAGUUUUUUUAAAACACAAAAUAAUAAAAUAAAAAAGGAAAACAGUAUGAAAGAUAGUAAUGAUAAGCCAUGUGAAGAAAAAGAAAAAGAAAAUAGUAAAUUAGAUAUCCUAAACAAUUUUGUUUGUCCCAAGGUUGAGGAUAAUUUAUUUGGGACUGGUAAAGAGACAGAUGGUGAUAUGAAAACGAACUUGUUUAGUAACACAAAUACAUUUGAUGAGUCUGAAAAAAUGGAUAAUAAUAAAAAUAAUGAAAGUGUUAAAUAUGAUAAUAAUGGAUAUAUUAUGGAUAAUGCUGAAAUAAGUACUGAAGAAGAUAUAAUAGUAAAAAAAAAAAGAAAAAUAAUUUUAGACAGUUCUUAUGAUGAUAAUUAUGAUAGUGAUAGUAAUGAUAAGAAAAAAGUGAAAGGAGGUCAUGUAAAAAAUGAAGGAGUUGAUAAUAAGUUGAAAAAUUUAUUAUAUGAUGAAAAUAAAAAAGGAGAUGAUAUUUUAAUAAAUAGUAAUAAAGAAAGUAGCAACAAAAAUAUAGAUAUAAAAUAUGUACAAAGAAAAAAAGUAGAAGAUAAUAAAAAGUCACAAGAAUUAGAUUGUUUACGUAAUAAAUUUUUAAAUUUACCUAUUACAUUAAAUAAUGAUAAAUUUCGAUUAUAUAUAGAACAAUAUUUUUUAUAUUGCAAUUCUUUUGAAUUUCCAAAAUGGAUACAGCCACAAUAUAUUAGAGAUACAAAUUUAAAUACACCAGAUAAUCCUAAUUAUGAUUCAUCAACAAUUUGGACACCACCUCAAGAUCAUCAAUGGGCUAUCGAAUAUAAACAAGCUCAUUAUACUCCUGGUAUGCAACAGUUUUGGAAAAUAAAAUCAAAAAAUUUUGAUAAAAUUAUAUUUUUUAAGAUGGGUCGAUUUUAUGAAAUAUUUUAUAUUGAUGCUUGUAUUAUGCAUACUAUAUGUGGAUUAAAUUGGAUGAAUGGGGAGCAGAAACCCCAUUUAGGAUUUCCUGAACAAUCUUUACAUUUAUAUGCCAAGAAAGUUAUAAAUAGUGGUCAUAAAGUUGUAGUAAUAGAGCAAAUGGAAACCCCUAAAGAGUUGGAGCAACGAAAUAAAGUAUCAUCAGGUCCUAAAGAUAAAGCAAUAAAAAGAGAAGUAAAUGAAAUAUAUACUAAAGGUACAAUUUUACAUGAUAAUAUGUUAUCAGCUGAAACAAAAUAUAUAAUAUGUUUUCAUUUUGAUGAUAUUGAAGAUAUAGGAGAUGAUAAUACAGGAUCACAAACUCAUUGUAAUUUUGGAUUUGUUGUUAGUGAUGUUGCUACGUCGUAUAUAGCUGUUGGAUAUUGCAAUGAUGAUGAAUCUCGAAUUGAGUUGCGAACUUUAUUGGCUCAACUAUGUCCUGCUGAAAUAUUAUAUUGUUCAAAGAAUGUAAAUAAAGAAGUUUUGUCAAUUUUUAAAAAUAUACCUGCAUGUCCAGAACUAACUAGUGUAAACAGUUUCCCUAAUAUAAUAGCUUCUCUAGAUGAAGUUAAUAAAUAUUUUGAAAAUAUUCCUAAAGCUUUAGAAGCAUAUAAAGAACAAAAUAGUGUUAUAUGUGCAUUUGGUGGAUUUAUUGUUUAUUUACGAUCCCUUUUGUUAGAUAAAAAAAUAUUAAAAUUUUGUAAAAUUGAAUUUUAUGAUUUAUUUAAAAAAGAUAAUUAUAUGGUUUUAGAUGCAACAGCAUUGAAGCAUUUAGAAAUUUUAGAGACCCAAUCUGGUGAAACUAAAAAUUCUUUAUAUGAUUAUGUAAAUAAAACAUGUACAAACUUUGGAGCAAGAAAUAUGAGAAGAUGGGUAUGUAGUCCUUUACUAAAUUGCGAUAAAAUAAAUCAACGAUUAGAUGUAGUUGAAUUUUUAAGAAAGAAUGAUCAUAUAUUAUCAUUGAUACGUUUGAAACUUAAGAAGUUACCUGAUAUAGAAAGAUUAUUAAAUAAAAUAUGUAUACAAGCUUCUCAAAGUGAAAGAGGAGCUGUUUUUUUUGAUAAUAUUGUUAAUACGAAGUUAAAGGAGUUUGUUACAUUUUUAAAUGCAUUUAAAGAAAUAGACAACAUGUUGAUCGAAAUAAACAGUAUUGAUAAUGAAGAAGAUGUAAUACCUACUCGAUUGUUUGAAAUUACAAAUACAUAUAAUAAAAGCUCUAAAAAUAAUGUAAAAGGUAACUAUCCUGAGAUUGAUCAAAUUACUAAUGAGUUUUUAGAGAAGAUAUAUUUCGACGGAGAAAAAGAAUAUAAACCUGCUGAAGGAUGUGAUGAAGCUAUUGAUGCAAUAAAUAAAAAAGAAAAAGACAUUGAAAAAGAAUUAAAUAAUAUAUUAGUUGAUAUGAAAAAGUUUUUAAAAAUCCCUACACUUAAAUUUGUACAUGCAAAAUAUAAAUAUGAAAUUGAAUGUCCUGAUAAUGUACCUAAAUCAUUUUUAAAGGGAGUUGAAAUUACAUCUGUUAAAAAAGGAUUUGUAAGAAUACAAAAUGAAGAAAUAAAAAAUUUAGUUGAAAUGUUAGAAGAUAUUGAACAAGAAAAAAAAGAUGCUAUAUAUCCAUUUUUUCAAAAAAUAUUUCAUCUUUUUUAUGAACAUUAUGAAAAAUAUGUAUCAGCAUGUAGGCUAAUUGCUGAGUUAGAUUGUUUACAAGCAUUUGCAUACGUUGCAGUAAAUACAUCUUUCCCUUUAACUAGACCUAUUUUACAUUUCAUGGAAUGUGAAAAUAAUAAAUCAGGAGAUAAUAAUUAUGGAGAUGAUUUAAAUUGUGAAAUUGAAAAAGAUGGAAAAAUGGGUUCUAAAAAUGCAUCUAAAGAUAAAAAACCAUUUUUAAUUCUAGAAAAUAAUAUACAUCCAGUAGUUGCUACAUUAAUGCCUAAUUUUAUUCCAAAUAAUAUUUAUAUGGGAUGUGAUAAAGAAAAAGAAACUACACUUUUAUUAACAGGUCCUAAUAUGGGUGGUAAAAGUACAUUAUUAAGACAAACAGCUAUUUCAGUUAUUUUAGCUCAAAUCGGAGCAUUUGUUCCAUCAACCUAUUGUGAAUUAACAAUUGUUGAUAAAAUAUUUACAAGAUUAGGAUCUAGUGAUAAUUUAUUUGAAGGAAAAAGUACAUUCCUUGUAGAAUUAGAAGAUAUAUCAAACUUAUUAAAACAAAGUACUAAAUAUAGUUUAGCAAUCUUAGAUGAGUUGGGAAGAGGAACAUCAUCAUUUGAUGGUACUGCUAUUGCAUUAUCAACACUCGAACAAAUUUCAGAUACAAUAAAAUGUAGAUGCAUAUUUUCAACACAUUAUCAUUUAUUAGUAGAAGAAGUAAAACAUAAUACAAAUAUUUCAAAUUAUCAUAUGAGUUUAAGUAUUGAUGAUGAUCAAGAAAAAAUUAUAUUUUUAUAUAAAUUUAUAAAAGGAAUAUGCCCUAAAUCUUUUGGUAUACAUAUAGCUAAAUUAGCUGGACUACCAAAAGAAAUUAUUGAUCUAGCACAUGAAAAAUCUAUAUUAUUUGAAAAUGUAACAGAUGAAUUUUGUAAAAUAAUUAAAUAUAAAAAUAUUAUUCGAUCCUUGUUAAAAGCAACUGAUGAUACUACCUUGGCAACUAUGUUUCAAAAAUACAAGUGUGAAUUUGUAUAA
This is a messenger RNA of Plasmodium vinckei vinckei, 3681 nucleotides long. RefSeq names its product DNA mismatch repair protein MSH6, putative. The transcript has a single exon. Gene Ontology annotation, biological process: mismatch repair. Gene Ontology annotation, cellular component: MutSalpha complex; nucleus. NCBI's taxonomy places the organism in Eukaryota, Apicomplexa, Aconoidasida, Haemosporida, Plasmodiidae. The record is from RefSeq and is a predicted model, not a curated record. Gene Ontology annotation, molecular function: mismatched DNA binding; ATP binding; ATP-dependent DNA damage sensor activity. The coding region runs from base 1 to 3681 and encodes 1226 amino acids.